AUGUCGACAACAGCUGGCGCCUUCCUCGCAGGCGGCAUCGCCGCAUGCGGCGCCGUCACAGCAACCCACCCCUUCGAGACAGUCAAAAUCCGCAUGCAACUCCAAGGCGAGCUCCAAGACAAAGGCCACCAACCGCACCACUACCGCGGGCCCGUCCACGGCGUAUCAGUCAUCGUGCGCAGUGAAGGCCUCCGCGGCAUCUACCGCGGCAUCGGCUGCGCAUACGUCUACCAGGUCCUGCUCAACGGCUGCCGUCUCGGCUUCUACGAGCCCAUGCGCCACGGCCUAUCGACCCUCCUCUUCAAGGACGGCAAGACCCAGAGCUUGGGCGUCAACAUGUUCUGUGGCGCGGCCUCGGGCGUCAUGGGCGCCGCGGCGGGUAGUCCGUUCUUCCUUGUCAAGACCCGUCUGCAGAGCUUCUCGCCGUUUCGACCGGUCGGCACGCAGCACCGGUACAACAAUGCGUGGGACGGCAUGCGGCAAAUCUAUAGCGGCGAGGGCGUGCGCGGGCUGUACCGCGGGGUUGGGGCUGCUAUGAUCCGGACUGGGUUUGGGAGCUCUGUGCAGCUGCCAACGUACUUCUUUGCGAAGCGCCGGCUGAUGCGCCAUCUCGGUAUGGAGGAGGGCGCGCCGCUGCAUUUGGCUAGUAGUACGGCUAGUGGGUUUGUCGUGUGCUGUGUGAUGCAUCCGCCAGACACGAUCAUGUCCCGGAUGUACAACCAAAACGGCAAUCUUUACGCCGGCGUGUUCGACUGCCUGUCGAAGACGAUCAAGACGGAGGGCCUGUUCGCCAUUUACAAGGGUUUCCUGCCGCAUCUCGCGCGUAUCUUGCCGCACACAAUCCUGACGCUGACGCUGGCCGAACAAACGAACAAGCUGGUGAAGAAGCUGGAGAAUCGGUUCUUGCCGGGUAGCGUGUUGAAGACGGUAUGA
Messenger RNA from Dichotomopilus funicola, 933 nucleotides. Its product is annotated as mitochondrial carrier domain-containing protein. Lineage: Eukaryota; Fungi; Ascomycota; Sordariomycetes; Sordariales; Chaetomiaceae. The record is from RefSeq and is a predicted model, not a curated record. The transcript has 3 exons. The coding region runs from base 1 to 933 and encodes 310 amino acids. Gene Ontology annotation, biological process: transmembrane transport.